Messenger RNA from Aspergillus eucalypticola CBS 122712, 466 nucleotides. RefSeq lists its product as uncharacterized. The transcript has a single exon. The record is from RefSeq and is a predicted model, not a curated record. The coding region runs from base 25 to 279 and encodes 84 amino acids. Lineage: Eukaryota; Fungi; Ascomycota; Eurotiomycetes; Eurotiales; Aspergillaceae.
UAUUCAUCUUCCUUCAGUCUAUCUAUGGACUAUCCAAUGUUGGUUCCUCCCAAAAGAUGGGUUGACCCUCAUCUUCAUCUCCCCUCACCACUCAGCAUCAACGAAAGAACCACAUCAAAAAGUCUAGCCCAUCUAUCUACAUGUUUGUCUUCCCGUCUUCUUCCAGCCCAUCGCACAGGCCGGAUCACUGCUCCAUGGCGUGGAACGAACGCAAUUAACCCCGACCAGCAAGCGGCACACCAGCCAUUGUCAAUAGGAGACUUAGUAGUCCGGGAAUAGUGCCGGGAUAUUGACCGACUAUAGCGAAUUCUGCGAGAAACUUGACCUACUAGCAUCCCCCCCUCCGGAAGGAAGAUUGAUCAAACUAUUGGGGAAUUAUUCUUGAAGAGGGGACAAUGGAAAAUCCUAUCCAGCCGACCGUGCAGAGAGAAGGGGGGAAGAUGAACAGGUCGGUCGCCUACUGGAU